CCUUACUGUCACGGUAGAUGUAGUUCAUUUUGCUUCCUGUAGAGGCGCUCCCCUCACCCGACGAGCCUCUCAGAAUUUCACCGGAGCCACACACACGUCUCUCUGAACGCCGCCUGUUAAUUUUCUCCGAUAAUGGACGCGGGAUUCUUCCGCGGCACAAGUGCAGAGCAAGACAAUCGGUUCAGCAACAAGCAGAAGAAACUGCUGAAGCAGCUGAAAUUUGCAGAAUGUCUGGACAAGAAGGUGGACAUGACCAAAGUGAACCUGGAAGUCAUCAAACCUUGGAUUACUCAGCGAGUGACAGAGAUUCUUGGAUUCGAGGAUGAUGUCGUCAUAGAGUUCAUAUUUAACCAGCUCGAGGAGAAGCACCCGGAUAGCAAGAUGAUGCAGAUCAACCUGACAGGCUUCCUGAAUGGGAGGAAUGCCCGGGAGUUCAUGAAGGACUUGUGGCCCCUGCUGCUGAGUGCCCAGGAUAACAUUGCUGGCAUCCCAUCUGCUUUUCUGGAACAGAAGAAAGAGGAAAUUAAACAGAGACAGAUUGAACAGGAGAAGCUAGCUUCUCUGAAAAAAGUUGAUGAGGAUAAGAAGGAAAAGGACAAGGACAUCAGAGAAAGGGCUCAGUCAAAGAGCCCAAGGAGGCGGAAGACAAGGUCACCAUCACCACGGCGGAGGUCGCCAGUGAAGCGGGAAAGGAAACGCAGUGCCUCCCGAUCCCCUAGACGCAAACCCAGUCCAGCUGGUGGCAAUUCACCCCCACCACCCUUGAUGCAGUUGCCCACGAAACCAUUGGAGCCACUUGUAGAGCCUGAGAUAUCUGGAAGAGCCAUGCCAGAACCAGUCAUCCAAGAAACACCUUCCACCUGUGAAACAGUUGUGGAGGUAGUGAAGGCAGACUCCGUGAUUGAAGUCAAAGAACCUUCACCAGAGAAGAUUCAGAAGAAAGAGGAAAGGCCUAGGUCUCGGGAAAGGGAAAAGGACAACAGGAGGGAAAGACCUCACCACCGCUCACGUUCUCAUUCCCGCUCUCGCAGACGACGCUCUCGUUCCAGAUCUUACUCCCCUCGUAGAAGACAGAGUCCAAGGAGGAGAAUGUCUCCUCGACGAAGGAGCCCCCCGAGACGUGGCCCUGUCAGCUCCAGACACAGGCAUAGACGCUCCCCAGUCCGCAGGAGGCGCUCUCGCUCUGCUUCAUCAUCUGGCAGCAGCUCCUCCGGAUCUCGUUCACCUAAAAAAGCUAUGAAAAGAAUAUCAAACACACCACCACGAAAACAAGCCCAUCAUCCUGACACCUCCAUCAGCCCUGCAGGGAAGGACAGAAGAUCACCAUCUCCACGGGGCAGAAGAGGCCGAGGCUCUGCGUCACCAACUAGAUCACUGGGUUUAAAGCGAAAACCAGGAGGAAGGAGCGACUCUCCAUCAGAUAAUGCCAAGCCCAGACCUUCUGAAGGGUCUGACUCAGAGGAGGAUAAAAAUGAGAAAGGGGCAACAGCAGAUUCGGUGCAGCAGCGGCGUCAGUAUCGCAGGCAGAACCGACAGUCAUCUUCAGAUACUGGGUCUUCCUCCUCAGAAGACGAGGGGCCCAAGAGGCCGAAUGCAGGACCAGGUGCCAGAAAUGGUGAGGUCAGGAGGAGACGAAGUCGUACCCCCUCCCUACGGAGGCGACACAGGGAUAUCUCUCCAAGAAAAAGACGCUCUCCAUCUCCUGGACGCAGACGUCGCACCCCUUCUCCACCACGUCGUCGCAGAUCUCCCUCGCCUCCUAGACGAAGGUCUCCUUCUCCACCUCCCCGUCGUCGUUCUCCAUCCCCCAGACGAUAUUCUCCCCCUAUCCAGCGUCGCUACAGCCCCUCACCUUUGCCGCCACAGAAGAGGAGGAUGUCAAGCUCUCCUGCCAAACGCUCCUCUCCAGGGGCCAAGCGACGUCCCUCUAGAUCCCCAAAGCGCAGAAGUUCUCCCGCUCAAAGGAGACGCACACCUCCAACCUCCUCAUCUCCACCCAGACACAGGAGGAGCCCCAUGUUGCCUUCUGUCAGGCCAAGCAGGGAUACACGAUCCCCCAACGGAGCAGCCAGCCGCCUCUCCCCAUCACCUGCAAACCGCAGUCGCAAUGUCAGGGGUUCCACUAGUCCUCAGGGACGUUUUGAGACCUCCAAUUCAUCUCCAUCUAACCAGCGGAGACAACAGUCCCCUUCACACAGUGGUAAACCCAUCCGCAGAGUGUCCCGCACUCCAGAGCCACGCAAUAACCAGAGACCGUCUCCCAGUCCUCAGCCUCUGAGGAGAGCAUCCUCAAGAUCCAGAUCAGUUUCCCCUCGACCAGCAGCUCAGAAACGUCCAGCCCCUGCAUCUGCCUCCCCAUCACCGUCCCGCUCAGCCAGUGGGUCUCCACCCCCUGCUAAAAAGGCCAGCAGUGGUUCUGGCAGUCAGUCUCCAAGCAAGAAUUCUGAUGUUGAUGGCAGUGGAAAGAAAAAGAAGAAGAAGAAGGAAAAGAAACACAAGAAGGAGAAGAAACACAAGAAGCACAAGAAGCAUAAGAAGGAGAAGAGUGUUCCCACUGUGACUGGAGAGGGACAAGAAAACCCGGGCAUGGAGGAGGAUGGAGAGUCAAGAAAGGAAUCAGACAGUGAAGUAGAGGACAGCUUGGACGACCUGGAGAAGCACCUACGGGAGAAGGCGCUGCGCUCCAUGAGGAAGGCCCAGAUGUCUCCAUCACAGAUGUCCUGAAAGCAAGAGAGCCUUUGUCACUUUUGAAUUUUCCACUCACUUUUGAUGUAUGUCAUCAACCUGGUUCAGCUUUAGAAUGUACAAAUUGUUAAAUCUUUGUCUUUGUUUUCUUUUUACUGGUUUGGUACAUUCUGAAGAGUGUGUUUGACUAAAAACUUGAUUUGUCAGUUAGUGUAUUAUCUAAACUGUAAAAACGCUUAUGUUGUCCUUGAUUUUAAAAUGUCGAGCAGGGGAACAUUUAAAGAGCUUUCAGAUGUUUGAAAUAGGCAGGUUUGAAAUAUUUCCCACAGGCUUCAAUAGAUUCCACGGAGAAAUGAUUGCAUGUGCAGUGAUUGUCUCUAAUGUGCAUGAACCACUUAUGGAGUGUAGAGAAAAACCAAUAGACAGUAACAUACUGUUACCAAUGCCUUUCACUAGUGGAAACAGUUGCAUAGCUGUGUGAACUAUCAGAGGCUGUAACAGAAUGUCUUGUCCCUUAUUGUAAGCGAAUAGAGGUCUUUGGCACUGUUACCUGGCUGUUUCUGACUCUGACUUGGUCUCGUUUCAAGACUAAUCUGAUGUGAUACAGUUUGCUUUAAUUUUUCCAAAUGGAUUGAUAUGCAAUUUUAUGUUGAAACCCUUGCACCAAGCUAAACUCUGUGGGACUGCUAUUUGAUUUGUAUUUAGUACCCCUGGCUCUUGUCAUACUGUCAUCCUUUCGGAAAUAAAACCUUUUUAUAGGAUGUGUGCAUUC
Molecule: messenger RNA, 3457 nt
Organism: Acanthopagrus latus (yellowfin seabream)
Lineage: Eukaryota; Metazoa; Chordata; Actinopteri; Spariformes; Sparidae
Gene: srrm1
Product: serine/arginine repetitive matrix 1
Exons: 17
Coding region: 133-2724 (863 amino acids)
Biological process (GO): regulation of mRNA splicing, via spliceosome; mRNA processing
Cellular component (GO): spliceosomal complex
Molecular function (GO): RNA binding
Source: RefSeq, a predicted model, not a curated record